Messenger RNA from Sycon ciliatum, 2599 nucleotides. RefSeq names its product HMG box-containing protein 1-like. Gene Ontology annotation, molecular function: DNA-binding transcription factor activity, RNA polymerase II-specific; RNA binding; protein binding. Bases 268 to 1980 code for a protein of 570 amino acids. NCBI's taxonomy places the organism in Eukaryota, Metazoa, Porifera, Calcarea, Leucosolenida, Sycettidae. The record is from RefSeq and is a predicted model, not a curated record. The transcript has 5 exons. Gene Ontology annotation, cellular component: nucleus. Gene Ontology annotation, biological process: regulation of transcription by RNA polymerase II.
AGUCGCCUGUGGCAGGUGGUGCUCCGUCAUGUCGGUCGUGUGCAUGCGUAACGAACAAUUUGAAAGGUUUGAAGUCGCCUGCAGCCGAACGGUCACGGCCAUGUAUGCCGAUCCACUGAACCGAACGCACUGCCGCAAACUCAUUCAAAGAUUUCGAAGAGAAAGAAAGCGUGAAGUGAAUGGCCGCUAAGGGGCAGUGACUUUAUCCGAUCGUUGACGAGCUAGAGAGAAGCUCACACUGGCUUAGCUAUCCAUCGUCUCUAACGCAUGGCAACUAGUAUCUAUUCUAGCGGCAUAGCUCCGCCGGAAAGCUCCUCAUCGUCGUCGGCCUCCUCCUCUCGCAGAUCCGCUGCGCAGUCCCACCAUCGACCCUGUGCCCUUGACCUGCCCGGCACUGGUGGCGCAUCGGCUGUCUCCUCCUCCAAGCUGCUUGACGAACUAGCGACCGUUGCCUGCAGUCCGGAAAGUCCGCUGAUGAAAGCCGUCCAGGCGGUCUGGCCCGACUUCAAUCUCUCUCCACUCGACCAUAAGGUAUCCAGCGCCAGUACUCGCCGUACUGUGGGAUCUAACACUGUAAUAUCAUCGCGUGUCAGGGGCACCAGUAGCAGUCCAUUGAAACCGCCUUCGACAACUCAAGUCAAAUCAUUGAGCAGCGCAAGCAAAGUUGCUAAAGGUUCGUCCACCUCCUCCACAUCAUCGUCUCGACGCCACUCCUCCAAUAAUCGGCAUCGCAACGGUAUGGCCAGCAACGAGAACGGAUCCUACAUCGCCAAUGGCAGUUCAUUACCCGCUGUGGCCAGGACCGAGUCUGUGGAGGAUGCCAUCGAGCGUUUCGCCGACAUCCCGCCGGCAGCACUGCGAUGUUUCCAGACAGGAACGACCUUGCUGGCCAUGUUCACCGCAGAACAUGGCAGCGAGCAGUGGAUAUCAACGGAAACACUGCGCCAGGAAUACCCCCAGGACGCGGGGACGUCCGCAGCGAGCAAGGACCUGGCCGAGAUGACCCGCCUUCGUGUGGUCGACUGCCACGCGAUCGGCAGAAAGCCUGGCGAACCUCAAGACCGAGUGAAGCUCACGUUUCUCGUCAUGCCUACCGUGCAUCAGAUUGUGGCGAGCUGUUUCGUUAGUCACCCGUUCCUCGUCGAGAAAAAAGGUUGGACAUCACUCGACCCGAACACGACAUUGGUGCAGGAAGGACUGUCCUGCCAGCAACUGUCGCUAGGAGAUCUGUGCGUCCCCCCGGUAGCAAUGGAGGAGAAUGGCAUCGGACGAGAGGAAAUCAUGGCCGCUGGUAACUGCAGUGAAUCCUCCAGUGGAGAGUACUCAGACGAGGAGGAUGAUGAAAACUCCGAGGAGUCGAAAGCAGCGCGGCUUCUGAGCCAGUUGGCAACCGGCCAGUUGGUCUACUCGUCUCUCGAUGAAGUGCACGUUCCUGAGGAAGAGGAAGAUGACGACGAUGAAGAGGAGGAAGAAAGCCCGAAGCCCACAAAACGCCGCUCUAAGAAGAAGCAGCACCAGGACUACUACGAUGCUGACGAUUUCGAAGUUGCCGAAAGCGAAGGCAGCGACGAUUAUGAUUACGCGACUGAAACAAAAGUCAAGCCGUCUAAGAAGAAGGCAGCGAUCAGCAAGCGACCCAAACUUCCUAAGAAGAAACAGAAGAAGCAGAAGCAUGGCGAUGGAGAUGGCGAGACGCCCAGCAAAAUGGAGCCAGGCUCCAAGCGGCCCAUGAACGCGUUCAUGCUGUUUGCGCAGAAAUACCGGCAAGACGUGACAAAGCAACAUCCGGGCAAGGAUAACCGAGCUAUCAGCACACUGCUUGGUACGUACUGGAAGGAGCUUGACAAUCAAGCACGAGUUGCGUACGUUGUUGAGGCCCGAGCUCUCGCGCAGCAGCAUCAGAAGCUGUAUCCCAACUGCUGGAAGCGCAAGCGGACCAAUGCGGCUGCCGCUGCCGCAGCAGCAGCAGCCAAGAACUGAACCAAACCGACGUGCAAAGGUCUCUUUGAACUAUAAACAAGCUACUGGUACUCAGUAGCGAACACUGGAUAUCCCUGGUAGAAAAUGAAGCUAUGUUUCCUAUUUAGGUAGCUAUAGGCGAUUGCCAUGUCUCCAUUGUCAACUAUGUACAUACACCAUUGCCCUUUCUACAUUAGAAACCAACUUCUAGGUGCUAGGGAAUUUUCUUAUAUGCACUAUGCAAUGAAUGAGACCUUUUUCAAGAAUAGAGCCUUAGAGGCAUGACUGAAAUUGCGCGAUAAUAUUGGUAAUGGAUUAUUCCAAUCCAAUACUGAGCUCUUUUUAACUCAAUAUUUUAGGAACUUUACGGGAAUUUACAAUGAUUCCGUCCAACGUUCGUAGGAAUCAACAAAUUAUCAAUAUUAUUAUUUCAAUCAUCUCGGUUUCAAUACCGGGUAUUUGUAUAGGCAAGUAGUUGGAUGUUGCAGCCUGAAUAUAAUGUGAUAAUUGAUAGCUAAUAUAUUAGAUUCUUGUUUAGUUUGACUCGCGACAGUCAUUGUGCUGUCCUUAUACAAACGGUGAAAUGACAACCACCCCGCUCCCUCGAACUGUAUUUACAAAGACGUUGCGUUUUUCCUGA